This is a messenger RNA of Dimorphilus gyrociliatus, 524 nucleotides long. The record is from the annotation of a GenBank genome assembly. NCBI's taxonomy places the organism in Eukaryota, Metazoa, Annelida, Polychaeta, Dinophilidae.
ACUUUAGUAGAGGAGCCUCUGGCCUUGACCUUAAAUAAUCUCUAUUAUCAUGGGUCAUAUGUAUUCAGCUUAUGUAAAAUCGCCUGAUACUGCCCCGGAUUAUAACAAGCCACCAACAUUCGAGGCUAAUUAUGGAUUUGAAAAUGGCAGAGAAGUAAGAAAAAAUUAUGCGACAAAAGAAGAAUUGCAAGCUGCAAACAUAAAACCACACUUUCGUGAUUAUUGCGCACAUCUUUUACUACCCUUCUAUAAAUGUAGGAAUGAUAACUGGCCUUGGGUAGUAAAUUGCAAACCGGAGUUACAUGCUUGGGAGCAUUGUCAAUAUGAAGAUUUCGUAUUACGAAUGAAGGAGUAUGAGAGAGAAAGAAGGUUAUUAGAAAGAGCUAAAAGAAAGAGGGCAAGAGAAGGUCGAUCCGCAGAAGAAAAUAUUGAAUAACUGAUUGAAGUUUAUGUUUUGCCCUUCAUUGUAAAAUUAAUAACUUCAAAUACAUAAAUAUUAAAAAUUGUUUUUGAAAUAGCUUAAA